Lichtheimia ornata is the source of this 1965-nucleotide messenger RNA. RefSeq names its product heat shock protein HSS1. Bases 1 to 1965 code for a protein of 654 amino acids. NCBI's taxonomy places the organism in Eukaryota, Fungi, Mucoromycota, Mucoromycetes, Mucorales, Lichtheimiaceae. The record is from RefSeq and is a predicted model, not a curated record. Gene Ontology annotation, molecular function: ATP hydrolysis activity; ATP-dependent protein folding chaperone; ATP binding. Gene Ontology annotation, biological process: protein refolding; cellular response to unfolded protein; vesicle-mediated transport. Gene Ontology annotation, cellular component: cytoplasm; plasma membrane; nucleus. The transcript has 7 exons.
AUGUCUGAGGGAAAAUCUGUUGGUAUUGAUUUGGGUACUACCUACUCUUGCGUUGGUGUCUGGCAAAACGAUCGUGUUGAAAUCAUUGCCAACGAUCAGGGUAACCGCACUACCCCUUCGUAUGUCGCUUUCACCGAUAGCGAACGUUUGAUUGGUGAUGCCGCCAAGAACCAAGUCGCCAUGAACCCCUUCAACACUGUCUUCGAUGCCAAGCGUCUUAUUGGUCGUCGUUUCGCUGACAGCGAGGUUCAAUCUGAUAUGAAGCACUGGCCCUUCAAGAUUGUCGACAAGUCCGGUCUUCCUGUGAUCCAAGUCGAAUACAAGGGUGAGACCAAGACUUUCACCCCUGAGGAAAUCUCCUCCAUGGUCUUGAUCAAGAUGAAGGAAGUUGCUGAAGGUUACCUUGGCACCACCGUUAAGAACGCCGUCGUCACCGUUCCCGCUUACUUCAACGACAGCCAGCGUCAAGCUACCAAGGAUGCCGGUGUCAUUGCUGGUUUGAACGUUCAACGUAUCAUCAACGAACCCACUGCUGCUGCCAUUGCUUAUGGUUUGGACAAGAAGGUUGAGGGCGAGCGUAACGUCCUUAUCUUCGAUUUGGGUGGUGGUACCUUCGAUGUCUCUCUUUUGACCAUUGAAGAUGGUAUCUUCGAAGUCAAGGCUACUGCUGGUGACACUCACUUGGGUGGUGAAGAUUUCGAUAACCGCCUUGUCAACCACUUUAUGCAAGAAUUCAAGCGCAAGUUCAAGAAGGACAUCUCUGGUAACGCUCGUGCCGUUCGUCGUCUUCGUACCGCUUGUGAGCGUGCCAAGCGUACCCUUUCUUCUUCUGCUCAAACCUCCAUUGAGAUUGACUCUCUCUUCGAGGGUGUUGACUUUUACACUUCCCUCACCCGUGCCCGUUUCGAAGAACUCAACCAAGAUCUUUUCCGCAACACCAUGGAACCCGUUGAAAAGGUUCUUCGUGAUGCCAAGAUUGACAAGGGCUCUGUUCACGACAUCGUCCUUGUUGGUGGUUCUACUCGUAUCCCCAAGGUUCAAAAGCUCGUCUCUGAUUUCUUCAACGGCAAGGAACCCAACAAAUCCAUCAACCCUGAUGAAGCUGUUGCUUAUGGUGCUGCUGUUCAAGCUGCUAUUUUGUCUGGUGACACCUCUGAAAAGACCCAAGACUUGCUCUUGCUCGAUGUUGCUCCCUUGUCUCUCGGUAUUGAGACCGCUGGUGGUAUCAUGACCAGUCUUAUCAAGCGUAACACCACUGUUCCUACCAAGAAGUCUGAAAUCUUCUCUACCUAUGCUGAUAACCAGCCUGGUGUCUUGAUUCAAGUCUUUGAGGGUGAGCGUGCUCGCACCAAGGAUAACAACCUUCUCGGCAAGUUCGAGCUUACUGGUAUUCCUCCUGCUCCUCGUGGUGUUCCUCAAAUCGAGGUUACUUUCGAUGUUGAUGCCAACGGUAUUCUUAACGUCACUGCUCUUGACAAGACCACUGGCAAGUCCAACAAGAUUACCAUCACCAACGAUAAGGGCCGUUUGAGCAAGGAAGACAUUGAGCGUAUGGUUGCUGAUGCUGAAAAGUACAAGGCUGAAGAUGAGGCUUCUGCUUCCCGUAUCCAAGCCAAGAACGGUCUUGAGUCCUAUGCUUUCAACUUGCGCAACACUCUUCAAGAGGAGAAGGUUGCUUCUGCUAUGGAGGAAGCUGACAAGACCAAGCUUAACAGCGCCAUCGAUGAGACCAUCAAGUGGUUGGAUGAGUCCCAAGAAGCUUCCAAGGAAGAGUAUGAGGGCAAGCAAAAGGAACUUGAGGAAGUUGCCAACCCCAUCAUGAUGAAGAUCUACCAACAAGCCGGUGGUGCUCCUGGUGCUGCUCCCGGUGGUGCCGCUCCUGGUGGUUUCCCUGGUGCUCCUGGUGCCGCUCCUGGUGGUGCUGCUGCCGAUAACGACGGCCCUUCCAUUGAGGAAGUUGACUAA